Molecule: messenger RNA, 2159 nt
Organism: Prunus mume (Japanese apricot)
Lineage: Eukaryota; Viridiplantae; Streptophyta; Magnoliopsida; Rosales; Rosaceae
Product: Pentatricopeptide repeat (PPR) superfamily protein
Biological process (GO): RNA modification
Cellular component (GO): intracellular membrane-bounded organelle
Molecular function (GO): protein binding; RNA binding; zinc ion binding
Source: RefSeq, a predicted model, not a curated record
AUGGAAGCCAAAGUCACAGGUUCUUCAACCCCACGGUCUCCGGUUUACCGAGCUCUUCUCCGAGCAGGCCCGUCUCUCAGAGCCCUGCAACAAGUUCAUGGCCACAUUGUUGUCUCCGGCUCUCACCGCAGCCGAGCUCUCCUCACCAAGCUUAUAACUUUGGCUUGCGAAGCCGGCUCAAUUUUCUACACUCGGCGGCUCUUCCUCUCUGUUCCAAACCCUGACUCUUUCCUCUUCAAUUCCCUCAUCAAAGCCUCUUCAAAGUUUGGGUUCCCCCAACACACUGUUUUCUUCUAUAACCGUAUGCUUGGUUUCCGUAUUGCGCCUUCGAGUUACACCUUUACGUCUGUGAUUAAAUCGUGCGCCGAUAUUUCGGCUCUGAGACUCGGUAGAUGUGUUCAUUCGCACGUUUUGGUAUGUGGGUAUGGCUCGGAUUCAUUUGUUCAGGCCGCUCUAGUUACCUUGUACUCCAAGUCUGGUGAUUUGGGUGCUGCUCGGAAGUCGUUUGAUAAAAUGCCAGAGAGGAGCGUUGUAGCUUGGAAUUCAAUGAUUUCGGGUUACGAGCAAAACGGGUUUUCGAGGGAAGCGAUUGAGGUGUUUAAUCAGAUGCGGGAAUUGGGUGUUGAACCUGAUUCGACAACUUUCGUGAGUGUCUUAGCGGCUUGUUCUCAGUUGGGAGCUCUUGGUUUAGGCUGUUCGGUGCAUCAUGAUGUUAUUAACAAUGGGCUGCAUGUGAAUGUAGCUCUAGGUACUUCGCUAAUCAUCAUGUAUGCUAGAUGUGGGAAUGUGAGCAAAGCGCGAGAAGUUUUUGAUUCGAUGAACGAACGAAAUGUCAUAGCUUGGACGGCUAUGAUCUCAGGGUACGCAAUGAAUGGUUAUGGCAUUCAAGCUGUGGAACUCUUUUGCCAAAUGAGAGCUCAUGGCCCUGUUCCUAACACUGUCACAUUUGUGGCAGUCUUGGCGGCGUGCGCUCAUGCAGGGCUAGUUCACGAAGGGUGGGAGACAUAUGCAAACAUGAGGCAAGAGUAUGGCUUAGUGCCAGGAGUGGAGCACCAUGUUUGCAUGGUCGAUAUGCUUGGGCGUGCUGGACUUCUCACCGAAGCAUAUCAAUUGAUUAAAGAGCUUGGUCCUGAGGAGGCCGCCCCAGCUGUUUGGACUGCCAUGCUUGGGGCUUGCAAGAUGCAUAAGAACUUCGAUCUUGGAGUAAUAGUUGCUGAGCAUCUUUUGGAGGUUGAGCCUGAAAAUCCAGGUCAUUAUGUAAUGCUUUCGAAUAUAUAUGCACUGGCAGGUCGGAUGGAUCGAGUGGAAGUGGUUAGAAACAUGAUGAUGGGAAGAAGCUUGAGAAAGCAAGUUGGCUAUAGUACAAUAGAUGUGAACCAGAAAACGUACCUGUUUAGCAUGGGUGACAAGUCCCAUCCCGAGACAAAUGAAGUUUAUCAGUAUUUAGAUGAACUGAUGUCGCAGUGCAGGGAAGCAGGUUAUGCUCCCGUACCUGAAUCAGUGAUGCAUGAAGUGGAAGAAGAAGAGAGGGAAUAUGCCCUUAGAUGUCAUAGCGAGAAGCUUGCGAUCGCAUUUGGGCUACUGAAAACCAAGGAUGGCAUGGCCAUUAGGAUUGUAAAGAACCUUCGAAUGUGCGAGGAUUGCCAUGAAGCAAUUAAGUUUAUGUCAGUUGUUACCAAAAGAGAAAUUAUUGUUCGUGAUAAGCUUCGCUUCCACCACUUCAAAGAUGGCUCUUGUUCAUGUAUGGAUUACUGGUGAGCCUGAGCUGGUCCAACUAAUUGCCUGGUAGCAAUGCUUUGUGAGCCUGAGCUGUUAGAGGAUUUCAGCUAUCCCUUACCAGAAAGAGAAGACUCAUAAUUUUUAGGGUCUUUUGCAUUGCUUGGACAGCCAACAGAAACGCAUGGCAGAUCAUUGUUGCAGGGAUCAAGUGCAAUGCUAUGACUUUCUGGUCCAUCUAUGGAAAGGCCAUUACCAAUUGUUGUCAGAACUGUGAUCAAUCAGAUUGUAAGUCGAAAUGCUGAAUUGCAUAACCGAAUCAGAGAUGCCCUGGACGAUUGAUUCUUCGUUAGGCCAGGCGAAAUAUGUCAAGGUCUAACUAGAUUGUGUUAUUGAAGACCCUCUUGCUCUUGAUCUUGCAUUAAAGAAUCAUGUAUAGUUAU